AUGAAUAUACUCGAACUUGGGGAACUGUUGUUACUUGUUUGCACACUUGGGCAACCCACCGGGGCCCACAGUCAACUCAUACCGAACCACGUAGCACUCAAGCUGAGAUGCGGCUCUGUCAACAGGGGCGGAGCCCCAUCUGCCCGCACUGAACUUUUGGGCUCCAUAUCCUCAAUCCCCCACCGCAACUUUAACCUCCAAGUGUAUGCUGCAGAGAUAAGGGAUUCGACCAGGAACGGAACAAGGGUUUGGCUUGGGACUUUUAACAGUGCAGAAGAACCUGGUCUUGUUUAUGAUCGAGCUGCAUUUGCAAUGCGCGGGGCUUCAGCUCCCCUUAAUUUUCCUUCGGAGAAAGUAAAGAAAUCUCUUAAAAACAUGAAUUACAAGUGCGAAGAUGGUUCGUCACCAGCUGAAGCCAUAAAAGAGAUUCACAGGGCUCGGAGUUCUUUCUCAUCUCCUUUCUGGUUUCUUACUUGA
Messenger RNA from Olea europaea var. sylvestris, 477 nucleotides. RefSeq names its product ethylene-responsive transcription factor 1B-like. The record is from RefSeq and is a predicted model, not a curated record. Lineage: Eukaryota; Viridiplantae; Streptophyta; Magnoliopsida; Lamiales; Oleaceae. Bases 1 to 477 code for a protein of 158 amino acids. Gene Ontology annotation, molecular function: DNA binding; DNA-binding transcription factor activity. The transcript is spliced from 3 exons. Gene Ontology annotation, biological process: regulation of DNA-templated transcription; ethylene-activated signaling pathway.